AUGAACGACUUUGUGCAGCUGUCCAGGUCUCUGCUGGUCGGACGCAGAGACACGAGGCCAGACUGCCUGUCGGCUGAGGACAGCACCACCAGCAGGACGCAGCGGGUGGACGCUGAUGAUGACGUCAUUGAUGAGGUCAGCCGACUUCCCGACUCUCUGGCUGUUGCCCAGCCGCGGUCUGACGUCAUCGAACGUCUGACCGAGAAAAGCAGGAAGGAAUGCCAGGAAGCUGUGAAGCAGCUAGAGGCACACCUGAGCCAUCUGUCCCAGGAGUGUGAGACUGAGGUGAGGACCGUCAGUCAGCAGCUGCUGUCCUCUCUGCAGGACGCAGACCACAGAUUGGACACCCUGAAGUUCCGGAUGGAUCAGAUGGAACACCUGGACUGCGUCACUGUGCAGGAGCUGAGCGUCCUCUGGGAGGAGGUGCAGCAGGAGGUGGAGCUGAAGAAGACCAGCAUUUGUGAGCUGAACCUCAAACUGAGCCAGUGUGAACGACGACGAGGCGUCCAGGUCGGAGCUGUUUUUAGGAGGUUCUGCCACCUGCUGGAGAACGUUGUUCUGCCUCCAGCUGAGCUUCUCACACUGAUCCACGCUAAGGCUACGAUGCUGAAUCAGUCUCUGCUGGCAAACCGUCGCAGCGCCGCCCGACUGCUGCUGCUCCUCCAGGAGGAGAACCUGCAGCACCAGUCACUCCUCCGACGGCACUGGGAGGACCUUCAGAACCGCUGGAAGAGGACCAGAGUGACCCAGCUCAUAGAGCAGUUCAGGUGGGUGGAGAACCAGAUGGUAGACAGGUUGUGUAUCACUGAGGACCAGCUGACUUCAGAUCAGCUGAUCACACAGACGCGCUCAGAUCUGCCCGAACGCCGUCUGGACGCCAUCUACAGCAUCUGCUCUCUGGUCCCGCCCACCUGCUCCACUGCUCUGGUCUCUGAUUGGUUCGACCAGCUGACAGCCAUCAAUCAGCAGAUCGAGCGUCUCCAUGGCGACCUCCUCCAUCAGCUGCGGUGUUCUGCCGAGCGGUCCUGGAGGUGCCGUCUGGAGCAGGUGGACCAUUGUCAGGAGGCGCUGUCUGCUCUGCAGCUGUCGGAGCAGGAGGUGAACCACAUCGUCAGCUCUCAACUCCUCCCUCUGAUUGGACGACGGCAGAGUCAGGAUGAAGAGCGAUUGGCUGCUUUGGAUGUGUGCUGCGACUCGGCCGCCCGUCACGCUCUCUGCCUCAGCAGGUGUGCCUUUGCUGUGAUGCGAGCAGCGGCGUUGCUAUGGGAGACGCACAGCCGCAGGUUAGCGAGGAGAGAAGAGGAACUGCAGCGACACCUGGACGAGCUGAGACACUCGCAGCAGCAGCACAUACAGGAGCAGAAGGUGCUUGUGGACGAGAUGUUGGGGUGUCUGAGGCAGGAAAGCAGCGAAGACGCUCUGAAGACAUCUCUGGACCAAACCGUCCUCCACCUGCAGGUCGUCACCGACAGUUGCAGACAGUGUGUCUCUGCUCAGUGUUCGGUGUUGGAUUCUGUCCCGUCUCUCUUCAUGGAGGAGCUGUUCUCCUACAGCAGCAGCCUCAGCUCCCUCUUCCAGCUCAGCCACGCCUACCGACCGGGUCCAGAAGAACUGCAGAACCUCCAUCUGUCGAGCUUCACUUGUGUGGACCACCUGGACCGGCUGGACCGGCUGGACCAGCUGGACCACCUGGACCACCUGGACCCGGGAGCCAAUGGGAGACCUGAGACUGUGAAACCAGAGAUGACUGCGAAACAUCCAAUCGGUUGUCAGCAGGAUGCAGGCUCCGCCCAGGACGCUCAGGACUGGCUGGCUGAGGCGGAGUCGUCCCUGGCAGAGCUCUGUGACAUCAACACCUAUGUCACCUUUACAUCAUCGGGAGGCGUGGCCUACACUGGCCCCGCCUUCAGAUGCCCCGCCCCAUCAGACAGCCUCCACACACCUGAGACGACACACCUGGACCUGUUUCCUGCAGAGCUGCUCACACACACGCUGAGCAGGACCCGCACUCUGGUCCUCGAUCACCUGGAGCAGUGUUUCCGCGGCGCCCUGAGCUCAGCCGUUGCCAUGGUGACAGAGAGGAAGGAGGCGCUGCGUUCAGAGCAGGAAGUGCAGCUUCAGCAGCUGAGACCAGAGCACGUCCUGACCCCCUUCUACCUGCUUCGCCAUGCGGAGCUGCAGCUGCACAGGCGGCGGGUGGACGUCCACUGUGAGGACGUGUUGGACACGCUGACGUCCUGCAGGACGGAGCUGCAGCAGCUGCAGGCCUCCAUCGCCGCCAAGAACCAGGACUUCACCGCCGCUCUGUCCAACAUGGAGGACGGCAUCUGGGCGGCCGACAGCAGCCGACGUCUGGAUGCUGUAAGCUCCGCCCUGCAGCACCGACUGGACCAACACAUCAAAGCCACCCAGCAACGCCAGAGCAGCUUCAGGCAGACGGUCCAGGUCCGACUGGAGGAGGCCAGAACCAGAACCACCCAGCUGCUGAGCUCCUUUAGACGGUUCAGUGAAGGAGGAGAUGUUGCUCCUCAGGAGUUGAGGGUGUUUCAGAGGAGGCUGACGGAGGAAACCAGACGGAUCGGUGAGACUGAGGCGUCCAUCUUCUCUGAGCUGGAGGCGUUUGAGUCCAGGAGUUUGCAGCAGACAGCCAACAGUAACCAUCAGCAGUCUGUGAUCGGCAGCAGGUUGGAGGAUCUGAGGAAAAUGAUGGAGUACACACAGGUGUGUCCAGAUCAGCUGUUUCCUGUGCUGUCAUCAGUCAGGGAGGAGCUCAGGAAGCGCUGUCAGUACCUGGACCUUGACCUGGCCUCUGUGCUGCAGGACACUCUCACCCUGCCGGCUAACGUCAGGAAGCAGGUGUGUCCAGCGCCUGCUUCUGGCUUAUUGCAGCCCAGCAGAACAGGUGUGGACCUCCUGGAGGACCCUGUUGUGGGUGUCAUCAGGUUCCUGAACAGGUUCAGUUUGACUGAAGACGCUGCAGCAGAAAGCAACCAGAGAGGAGCUGCAGUUUGUGUGUCUGCAGAUGAGAGUCCUGUCCAGCGUCAGCAGUCCGUCAGCACACUCAGCGUGAGGAGGAGCUGCAGGUCCAUCAGGAUGGACACAAGGUUCCACAGAUUUGGACUCAAACCAGAAGCAGAACCAACCACAUGCUCCUUCAGCUCCUCAUUGAACUCUGUCCUGCAGAAAGCAAACGACGACCUGCUGCUGCUCGCUGAGGACUUCUACUGCAGUCGGCGUGUCACCAGGUCCCAGCUACUUCCUGACUCCGUGGACCAAUGGGCUGACGGCAUGCAGCAAAGGCUGCUGGGAUACCAGGAAGAGGCCCAGAGGUUUCUGAGCAUGAGCAGAGAGGAGGUGGUGCAGCAGUGUUCUGUGCUGGGGCGGUUGCUGCGUUCGCUACCUGCAGUUUUGAUCCUGAACCACGAGCGACAACAGGAGGCGGGGCUUAGGGAGGAGGUGGGCGGAGUCAGACAGAAGCUGGAGGAGAUGCAGGCUGCCAGCAAGAAGGAGAGGGUUGUGUGCGUCUCUCGGCUGCGGCCGUCUCUCAGUCAGUGUCAGCUGCAGACUCUGACCAGCAGAGAGGAGCAGCGUCAGCAGCAGCUGUUCAGCGCCACCUGCAGCGCACACCUGGAGAUACAGGAGUGUGUGCGAGUCAGAGGGGAGGAGUUUGUGACAUCAUUGGUAUCUCUGACAGAAGAGCUGCUGCAUGAGUUCGACAGGCUGCUGACACCUGCAGAAACCGAUGCAGCAUCAACACACUACAGCACUGUUACCAUGGAGACCAUGGAGACAGGAGCUGAAACAGGAAGCAGGUACUGUCUGAGCUCAACAGCUCAACAGCUCCUUCAUAAUAAAAGCCUGAAGGCUCCUUCACAGCGUGACAACAACGGACCAAAUGGCCACCAGAACCACCAUGACCAGCUUUGGACCCUGCAGGAAGUGGAGCUCAGAACUUUGAUGAGCUGCAUCCAGAAAGCUCCACGUAGUCCUGCAGCCGAGCCUUUGUCCUGA
Molecule: messenger RNA, 4011 nt
Organism: Stegastes partitus (bicolor damselfish)
Lineage: Eukaryota; Metazoa; Chordata; Actinopteri; Pomacentridae
Gene: ccdc180
Product: coiled-coil domain containing 180
Exons: 35
Coding region: 1-4011 (1336 amino acids)
Source: RefSeq, a predicted model, not a curated record